CAGCGUAGAGAUUUUGAGCCAUACUGCACCUUCCUCUCCAUUUUUUUACUCUUAUUUAAAAAUUAAAAAAAAAAACCCUAAAACCUAAAAACCCUGAAAAUCUAAGAAUCCUUCUUCCUUCUCUCGCGACAGUCUCUCACCCUUUCACUUCCAUCUCUGCGAUCCCCGCUGUCGGAGAAAAAUCUGUCCGUGAAUCCAUUUUUGGAGCGAGCAUUGUGCAUGCCUACCCUUGCCUGCAUCUGCCAGAGGGCUUGAGGGUUAUUGCAAAAGUGUCACGUGUGUUUGUAACCUCACCGGAAAUAGCUCGGAGCAAGUCCAGAUAAGGUGCCGCUGUGAUCGGAAAUUUCUGCACACUUGUAAUGGAAGAAAUAGUGGAUGAUGAAAACAAACCUCGUUAUUAUGCCAUAUUCCCCAUUCCUUUCUAUCCCCACACACCUCUUUUUGUCUCGUAUUCAGAAGUGUAUCCCAAAAUUAUGGAAACAAACCCCGCAACAAUCACUGUUCAAUCCCAUCUUGUGUAGCAAUGCAUCCAUGGUUGGUGUUCUCAUUGCAUCCCUUAAGGACUUUGUGACCAAUGGCCACCUACCAAAUGCUUUCAAAACCUUCAUUCAAAUCCAGCACCAUGCUUCUUCACACCUUCUCCUGCAUCCCAUUAGCUCCCUUCUCUUUGCUUGCGCGAAGUUUGAGUCAUUGUCACAGGGUAAGCAGGUUCAUGGCCAUAUCAUCUCACUGGGUCUUUAUCAAAAUCCUGUCUUGGUUGCAAGGCUUAUUGGUUUUUACACAAAUGUUAAUAUCAUUGGCGAUGCCCAAUUUGUCACUGAGAGCUCCUGUACUUUGGAUCCUUUGCAUUGGAAUAUGCUUAUCUCGUCGUACGUUAAAAAUGGGCUCUGUGGAGAGGCUCUUUCUGUGUAUAAGAAAAUGUUGAGUAAGCAGAUUGAACCGGAUGAAUACACUUAUCCUUCUGUUCUCAAGGCUUGUGGGGAAUCGUUGGAUAUCAAUACUGGGGUGGAGGUUCACAGGUCUAUUGAGGCUAGCUCCAUGAAGUGGUGUUUGUUUGUGCACAAUGCUUUGGUCUCCAUGUAUGGCAGGUUUGGGAAUCUGGAAGUUGCGCGUAACUUGUUUGACAAUAUGCCAGUUAGAGAUACUGUUUCGUGGAACACUAUAAUCAGCUGUUAUGCCUCUAGGGGUAUGUGGGAGGAAGCGUUUCAGCUGUUUGGAAGUAUGCAGGAGGAGGAUGUUGAAAGGAAUGUGAUUAUAUGGAACACCAUUGCCGGAGGGUACUUGCAUUUGGGCAAUUUCGGAAUGGCACUUAAGCUGAUUUCCCAGAUGAGAACAUCCGUUCAUCUGGACGCGGUUGCAUUGGUCAUUGGGUUAAAUGCGUGUUCCCACAUUGGAGCCCUUAAAUUGGGAAAAGAGAUGCACGGUCAUGCGGUGCGAACUCACUUUGACAUGUUUGAGAAUGUGAAAAAUGCAUUGAUUACAAUGUAUUCUAGGUGUAGAGAUCUUGGGCAUGCAUUUAUGGUGUUUCAUAGAAUGGAAGAGAAAUGUUUGAUAUCUUGGAAUGCCAUUCUUUCUGGAUAUGCACAUGUGGAUCAAACUGAGGAAGUAUCCUUUCUUUUCAGAGAGAUGUUACGGAAGGGUGUUGAACCUAAUUAUGUGACCAUUGCAAGCGUUCUUCCCCUGUGUGCUCGCAUAGCGAACCUGCAGCAUGGCAGAGAGUUUCACUGCUACAUUAUGAAGCGUGAACAGUUUAAGGACUAUUUAUUGUUGUGGAAUGCCCUGGUGGACAUGUAUGCAAGGUCUGGCAAAGUGUUAGAAGCCAGAAAAGUGUUCGAUUCAAUGAGCACAAGAGAUGAAGUUACAUACACUUCCAUGAUUUUGGGAUAUGGUAUGGAGGGUGAUGGAGGAACAGCUCUAAAACUAUUUGAAGAGAUGUGUGAGUUGGAGAUUAAGCCAGAUGUAGUGACCAUGGUUGCAGUUCUCACAGCUUGUAGUCAUUCUGGUCUAGUAGCACAGGGGGAAUUGCUGUUUAAAAGGAUGAUAGAUGUUUAUGGGAUAGUUCCACGCCUCGAGCACUAUGCGUGCAAGGCUGAUCUCUUUGGGAGGGCUGGUUUUCUGAAAGAAGCGAAGGAGGUUAUCACAGGGAUGCCGUACAAGCCAACAUCGUCAAUGUGGGCUACUCUCAUAGGGGCUUGUCGAAUCCAUGGAGACACAGUGAUGGGGGAAUGGGCAGCAGGAAAAUUGCUAGAGCUGAAACCUGAUCAUUCAGGUUACUAUGUGUUGAUUGCCAACAUGUAUGCUGCUGCUGGUUGUUGGAGCAAACUAGCAGAGGUGAGGACUUAUAUGAGGAAUUUGGGCGUGAGAAAAGCUCCUGGUUGUGCUUGGGUUGAUAUUGGCACUGAGUUCUCUCCCUUUAUGGUGGGGGACACUUCUAACCCUCAUUCAUAUGAGAUUUACCCUUUGAUGGAUGGAUUGAAUGAGCUGAUGAAAGAUGCUGGUUAUGUCCGUAGUGAGGAGUUUGUUUCAUCCGAGGAAGAAUUUGAGGAGAUGAAUAUAGUAGGGAAUGUAUACUAAGUAGAAGUUAGAAUAUGUUUUAUUUAUACAGUUUCAAACUGGAGCAGUUUGUCACCUAUAAAACAGAAACUUGCUAGAUGAAGCAAAAAAAUUGAACUCUGCACACUGUAAUUAUCGUGGUCAUUUUACUUUUACACCUAUCAAAUUAAAAUCAGCCAUUUGACGAUUUAAA
This is a messenger RNA of Vigna angularis (adzuki bean), 2746 nucleotides long. Its product is annotated as pentatricopeptide repeat-containing protein At1g71490. The record is from RefSeq and is a predicted model, not a curated record. The transcript has 3 exons. Bases 376 to 2574 code for a protein of 732 amino acids. Gene Ontology annotation, molecular function: RNA binding; protein binding. Gene Ontology annotation, biological process: RNA modification. NCBI's taxonomy places the organism in Eukaryota, Viridiplantae, Streptophyta, Magnoliopsida, Fabales, Fabaceae.